This is a messenger RNA of Adineta steineri, 1314 nucleotides long. NCBI's taxonomy places the organism in Eukaryota, Metazoa, Rotifera, Eurotatoria, Adinetida, Adinetidae. The record is from the annotation of a GenBank genome assembly.
AUGCGUUUAAUGAAAAAACUUCUCGAUCGCGGUUCAGCGGGUGAACUUAAACUUGAACCCGAAGAACAAGAAGAUAUGUGGCAUGCUUAUAAUCUAAUUGCUGUUGGUGAUAGUCUUCGUGCAACAACUGUACGAAAAGUUGUUCAAACAUCAGAUACUGGUUCAUCAACAACAACUAAAAGACGUAUGAUGUUAACAAUUGAAGUCAUGGAUGUUGAUUAUGAUAGUGCAGCAUGUGCACUUAGAGUUAAAGGACGUACAAUAGAAGAAAAUGAUUUUGUUAAAAAAGGUUCAUAUCACACUUUAGAUUUAGAAUUACAUAAUGCUUUCACAUUGCGAAAACAUGUAUGGGAUUCUAUAGCAUUAGAUCGUGUAGAAGUGGCUUGUAAUCCUGCCAAACAAGCUGAUGUAGCUGCAAUAAUUAUGCAUGAAGGUUUAGCUAAUGUAUGUCUAAUAACAGAACAUUUAACAAUAAAUCGACAAAAAAUUGAACAUACAGUUCCGCGUAAACGAAAAGGUCUUUGUGCUCAACAUGAUAAAGGAAUGGAGAAAUUUUUUGAUGUAAUCAUAGCUGCUAUGAUAAAACAUAUUAAUUUUGGUAUUGUUAGAGCAAUUAUUGUUGCCAGUCCAGGUUUUAUAAAAGAACAAUUUUUUCAAUAUAUGUUAGUUAAAGCAGCACGUGAUGAUCUAAGACAAAUACUUGAAAAUCGUACUAGAUUUAUAUUAUUACAUUCAAGUAAUGGUUUUAAACAUGCUUUAACAGAAGUUUUACAAGAUCCAUUAGUAAAAGAUCGUUUAGCAGAUACAAGAGCAGCUGGAGAAAUGAAAUUACUUGAUCAAUUUAUGCAUCUAUUAAAUGAUGAACCAGAAAAAGCUUAUUAUGGUCUUGAAGUUGUUGAAAAAGCUAAUCAAGCACAAGCAGUUGAAUGUCUUUUGAUAACCGAUGAACUCUUUCGAAAUAUUGAUUUUGUAAAACGACGUCGUUAUGUAAACCUUGUUGAUUCAGUUAAAGAAAAUGGUGGUGAAGUUCGAUUAUUUUCUAGUAUGCAUGCAUCUGGUGAACGAUUAGGUCAAUUAACAGGCAUUGCUGCUAUUCUACGUUUUCCUAUGCCAGAUCUUGAUUUAGCUGAUGAUCAUCAUCAUCAUCAUGAAACGAAUAAUGAACAAGAUGAAUUUAAUAAUGGUGAUCUACAAUCAAAUCCUAAUCGAACAGUUAAUCAUUUUAAUAAUAAUAAUGAUGAUAAUAAUGAUAAUGAAUCAACGAAUAAUUAUCGAACAUUGAAUGAGAAUCGAGCUGAAGCAUCAGCUUGGUGA